Molecule: messenger RNA, 423 nt
Organism: Mesorhabditis belari
Lineage: Eukaryota; Metazoa; Nematoda; Chromadorea; Rhabditida; Rhabditidae
Source: the annotation of a GenBank genome assembly
AUGACCACCAUUAACACGAACGAGUGGCCGCCGAGCAAUCUAUCGAAUCUGCUUGUGGUGGCCGAUUGGAAACGAGUUGAUGAGAUCGGCAACAUGACCGACGAGGACAAGAGAAAUACGUGCAUUUUCGAGAUGUCGAAUCGAACGAGGAACACCAAGGGAUACUAUCAGGCGCUAAACGAUCAACAACUCGUCGGGAAUGGUGCCCUCUAUGCGGUGAUGCGAGUUAAGGGAUGGAGGACCGCUGCCGAGAUGAAAAAUUUGACAAUGGAGGAUCUUCGCGAAACGGCUAUUGUAAACUUGAACUACAAGAGAAUCCCCAAUAUGCAAUCGUACUCGAAUUUUGAGUUGGCAAGCUGGGCUUGUUGCGACGAUAUGCCAAUGGUCGUCAACUUUUCCGAAUCGAACAAAACAUUUGUGAUC